Molecule: messenger RNA, 1145 nt
Organism: Larimichthys crocea (large yellow croaker)
Lineage: Eukaryota; Metazoa; Chordata; Actinopteri; Sciaenidae
Exons: 4
Source: RefSeq, a predicted model, not a curated record
GUUAUAAAUGUGGAGAUGCAAACAGUGUACUGAAGCUGUAUCUACAAGGGACGUCAAGAAAGAAACACAAACUGUGUGCAGUGUACUGGAUUUUAGGUAAUCUACCUCCAGCUCAGCUUGGUGAUAUCAAGAAACAAGAAGUCAAGUCAGGAGCAUUCCAGCUCAGAAGCAAGGAGAGUCAUCAGCUACACAUCAGAACUGCUCAGGAAGAAAAGGUGAACUGCUUUGGUGUAAAGAGAUCCUGUAUUUUAACUGACAGUCUAUCACAUUUUAAUGUCCUUAGUGGUUACCCUCCAGACAUUGUGCAUGAUCUCUUUGAGGGCAUAGUUCCAGUUGAACUGGCACGAUGCAUUGCUGUGCUUCUGUCAAAGAAGUACUUCACUCUUGAUCACAUCAAUAAUGUCAUUCGUUUGUUUCCAUACAAGUGGGGGGAUAAGACUAAUUGUCCUCAUGUGUUACCCCAAACAUUCCAAAGGAAACAUACAAUAGGUGGCAAUGCCCACGAGAAUUGGUGCCUCCUGAGGUUACUUCCUUUGAUGGUUGGUGCACUAGUUCCUGUUGAUGAACCUGUGUGGCAGGUGGUUUUGAAUUUAAAGGACAUUGUGGAACUAGUUGUUGCCCCUGUUCACAGUGCAGAGUCUGUUGGAUAUUUAGAGUGUAAAAUCUCAGAGCACCGAAAGCUGUAUCUGGAAGUUUUUCCUGGUCAAAACCUGUUGCCAAAACAUCAUUUUCUGGAGCACUAUCCAGAGAUGAUUAAAUGUUUUGGUCCCCUUGUUGCCUUAUGGACUAUGCGCUUCGAAGCGAAGCAUAGUUUUUUUAAGCAAAUUGUGAGGCACACAAAGAACUUCCGAAACAUAACUUUGUCAUUGGCCAAAAAACAUCAGUUAAUGGUGAGCUAUCAUAUGCUUACAUCUGAUGCCGAAAAAUCUCCCUUGGAGACACGACAUACUUUCCUCCCCUGGAUCUACCUCUUCUGGUCCAUCCUGCGUUUCACAGCCAUGGCCCCAAACCUUCCAAUACCUCAGUUCAGUUAUGAGGUAGAGGUUCGCUGGACACGAGGGCCAACUGCACUCACCCUGAGCAGUGGCACACCUCUUCAGUCCCUUUCCAAAACACUGAUCCGAAGUCCGAAGCAUCUUGGAUAG